UGUGGUAACAUGGAGGAUGCAUAUAUUGCUUUGAAUUCGGAGUGCUACUACCAAGAAGAGGCACUUAACAUUUUCUUAUCACAAUCUCAUUUAAAAAUCGUUCGCAUCUUGGUUUUGAGUUUUCAUUUUACCCUUAUAUUAUAAUUUUAUUUAUACAUGUUGUAGGUCUUAUACUUGGUGCAAUUGAGAUAUAACUGUCAACAUCUACCUUUCUUACCCCAAUUUAAAGAGAUUUAUGAGAUUUGUUGUUGUUGAUGUUGCUAUUGAUAUUACCCUUAGAUAAUAUAUGUUAGACAAAAACAAAUGAUAUUUUGAUUAGCUCUCAUAUUUUUUUUUUGUUUAUUUUCUUUAUGUAUAACCUUUCUUUAUUGUGAUUUUUUUUAUUGUUAUUAGGCACUUGACACCACAGGGUUGAAGCUUUCUCUGUUAUACUCAAAACUAGAGAUGGAAACAAUAAUUGCUUGUGCGAACGAAGAGAUUGCUAGAAAAAUAGAUGAAGCAUUGUAUCUCAAAAGCCUAUUAACAAAAACCAUUAAGGAAAGAGAUGAAUUUCGAUUCAAAUGCCAAAUACUAGUUUCAAAAAAUCUCGUUCUUCAACAAGAAAUUCAAAAACUCGAAGCCAAUCUUUCUUCUUUUGUAAGAGUUGCUCGCACUAGUUACAUAGAAGAUGACCCUAUUGCACAAGUUGUUUCUUCUUUGGCCUCUAAUGAAAAUUCUACUAAAACCCAAUUAACCGAUCAAAUUCCGUUACUGUCACUACCACCACCACCAUCACAAUCAUUAACAGAUGUCAUUGAUAAUGUAGUACUAACAAAAAGGUUACCAGAGAAAGGCAAGUUCUUGCACGCCAUGAUGAAAUCAGGCCCUCUACUUCAAAACCUUCUUCUUGUAGGUCAUCUUCCACAGUGGCGAAACCCACCACCAAAACUUAAUUCAAUCAAGAUCCCACAAGUAACCAUUCCAUCACCAUUUAUGAGAGUGCAUGGCUUUGAUUUUCCUCAAUCACCAACACCAAGAAUCAAAAAGAUGUUCACGGAUCACCAUUGAGAAUCUUGUGACUGAUGUUUUAAUUCCAUCCCAAACAUUUGUAAGCACAAAAAUAUGUCAUUUCUAUCACAUUUACUACUUUUUGAACAUG
Messenger RNA from Lactuca sativa (garden lettuce), 1138 nucleotides. The record is from RefSeq and is a predicted model, not a curated record. NCBI's taxonomy places the organism in Eukaryota, Viridiplantae, Streptophyta, Magnoliopsida, Asterales, Asteraceae.